AUGUGGACCUUUAGUCUUGGUUUAGUCAACGGWGAAAAUGGUUGCAAAKAUCURGUUUAUCUUCCCUGCCUCAAAAACAAGACCUUUACAGGUCACGUGAUCAACAGMUUUCGAAUCCUAGCUCCCGGUUUACAAGAAUGUCAGUCMAGAUGUUUUAAAGAAAAUAGGYCGUGUGUAUCGUACAACUUAGUUCCCGUGUGGGGACAGAUCAUGACUUGCGAGUUGAAUGACGUCGAUCACGUGACUCACCCAGGUGACGUAAUACCGCAAGAAGGUUCUCAAUACUGCCCAAUUAAGAAUCUGUGCUCGUCCAGUCCUUGCUCUGAAAAAAAGCAAUGUAUACCGGAUUUUUACAAUAAUAGUUUCAGCUGUUCAGAAGGCAUUUGGAGUCAGUGGGGUGUGUGGUGUAAAUGUCCAACCACUCGGUCCCGUGUGCGUACUUGUCGUAACCCCUUUACGAACGCUACGGAAACAGAUUGUCCUGGACCAAGUCAGGAAAGCAAUGAUGUCAUCAUGUAUGAAAAAGUACCUACAAGCUGUGCUGAUGCUUCACAAUGUGGCUGCAGAAUAAGCGGUGUCUAUAAUUUCAGCAAUAGCCUUAAAUUAUUUUGUGACCAAGAAACUAAUGGCGGUGGAUGGACAGUUAUCCAGAGAAGACAAGAUGGCUCACAAGACUUUUWUCUGGGAUGGMAAGACUAUAAGGUUGGYUUUGGUARUCUAACUGGAGAAUUCUGGUUGGGACUCGACAWGAUCCACCAACUGACCCAACAAAGUCGACACAGUCUUCGUGUUGAUCUGGAAGACACUGCCUAUGCUGAGUACGAUUAUUUUGCUGUGACUGACGAGGCUGGUUUGUACAGGUUGAGUCUUGGUAAAUACUCAGGGAAUGCGGGAGAUUCACUUACCCUUCAUCGUAAUCGAGCUUUUACGACUAGAGACAGGGAUCAUGAUUCGGAAUAUUACGCAAAUUGUGCUGUGGCGUUCACAGGAGCUUGGUGGUACGAAGCAUGUCACAAUUCCAACCUUAAUGGCCUUUACCUCAACGGUGCACAUCCGACCAAGAAAGGGAAAGGGAAUGCGGGAGAUUCACUUACCCUUCAUCGUAAUCAUGCUUUUACGACUAAAGACAGGGAUCAUGAUUCGGAAUAUUACGCAAAUUGUGCUGUGGCGUUCACAGGAGCUUGGUGGUACCAAGCAUGUCACAAUUCCAACCUUAAUGGCCUUUAUCUCAACGGUGCACAUCCGACUAAGAAAGGGAAAGGUAUUAACUGGAGUACCUGGAAAGGAAUUUAUUAUUCAGCCAAAAAAGCUAUAAUGAAGAUACGACCGACUGUGUAA
Messenger RNA from Exaiptasia diaphana, 1338 nucleotides. RefSeq lists its product as uncharacterized. NCBI's taxonomy places the organism in Eukaryota, Metazoa, Cnidaria, Anthozoa, Actiniaria, Aiptasiidae. Bases 1 to 1338 code for a protein of 445 amino acids. The record is from RefSeq and is a predicted model, not a curated record. The transcript is spliced from 8 exons.